AUGAAAUGGCUAUAUUCUAUAUCGAUUUUUGGAAAUUUGUUGUAUAAUUGUUUUGUGUUGAAAUGUAUCUUCACAAGAACUACAAAACAUGUUGGAAUUGACGAAUUAUUGAUUGAUGUCUUUUGUAAGAGCGCAAAAGUUGUUCGGGCCGAGGCCUGGGCUUUGAAAAGGGGCUUUGGACUCGGCCCCUUUUUAAAAUCAGUAAACCAAUUUGUUUCCUAGCUUGCACUUCAAAAUGGUCAAAUUGGAACGCGGCAAUUUACACAACUCUCGAUUUUCUAGUCAUGUUCUCAUCGAUGUUUUAUAUCUGCAUUCUCAUAAGUGUUCGAAGUAUCACAAGACUUGCCUCAAGUCUAAUGAAAAAUCGUCCAGAGAAAGUGAUAAUUUAUCAGACUUUGGUUCUAUUGAUCGUGAAAUUAUUGUGUAUUCCAACAAUUUUCAUGAUUUUUCAAUAUUUGAAGAAAUUCGAAUUUGUUAGUUGGAAUGGCAUUUUGAAUAUGGUGAGUAUAUCUAUGAGGAUAAAACUUUACUAACAUUUUUUCCCAGAUCUAUUAUCCCCUAUUCUUCAUAGAUGUUCUAACAACACCCAUCGUAUUUCAAAUCACAUAUAUUUUUUGCAAUAAAACAAAUCUGGAAGCCUUGCUGAAAAUGAAUUUCAGAAAAUUGAAAACUUGGAGAGCAAUUUGCUGUGGAAUAAAUUCUAAUGAUGUGGAAGAUUAUCAUGAAUCAUAUAUUCUGAGCAAUACAACAUAA
This is a messenger RNA of Caenorhabditis angaria, 753 nucleotides long. NCBI's taxonomy places the organism in Eukaryota, Metazoa, Nematoda, Chromadorea, Rhabditida, Rhabditidae. The record is from the annotation of a GenBank genome assembly.